Messenger RNA from Stereum hirsutum FP-91666 SS1, 1709 nucleotides. Its product is annotated as iron-containing alcohol dehydrogenase. The transcript has 5 exons. Gene Ontology annotation, molecular function: metal ion binding; alcohol dehydrogenase (NAD+) activity; maleylacetate reductase activity. Lineage: Eukaryota; Fungi; Basidiomycota; Agaricomycetes; Russulales; Stereaceae. Bases 263 to 1333 code for a protein of 356 amino acids. The record is from RefSeq and is a predicted model, not a curated record.
GAACCUCUUCCCUUUUCCUCUCUUGACGACGACAAGUCUUUUGCUAGCUUAGUACUGUGCCGCCCGAGCUGCGUCUGCUUUGCUUUUGCUGCACAUGAUUUCUAGCGGGCGGCAUACACUCUGAAGCUUGAAGGGUUUAUGCGCGAGCUCAGCUGCUUAACAUUCCCAAAACGACGUCACGUUUCCCAGCUUGUCCGGAGACCUUUAAAGACGACUGCACCAGCCCUUCCAUAUCAGCCCAUCUUACGACCAUCCUGCAGCCAUGAAGCCCUUCGUCUACAGUGCCCUCCCAUCGCGCGUCAUCUUUGGGUCCGGAACGCUCUCGCAGCUCUCCUCGGAGAUCCAGAGACUAGGAUGCAGCAAAGCUCUCGUGCUCACUACCCCACAACAAGUCGAUGCAGGAGAAAAAGUUGCGUCUCUUAUCGGUGAUCUCGCCGUUGGACUAUACACGAACGCUACCAUGCAUACUCCUACGCAUGUAACGGACGAUGCAAUCAAGACUGUGAGUGAGAAGAGAGCGGAUUGUGUUGUAGCGGUCGGUGGAGGAUCAACUAUCGGUCUGGGGAAAGCUAUUGCCUUGAGGACGGAUCUGCCGCAGAUAGUCAUUCCGACGACCUAUGCAGGAUCUGAGGCAACCCCUAUCAUCGGUCAGACCGAGAACAAUGUCAAGACGACACAGAAGACUCUCAAAGUGCUCCCUGAAGUAGUCAUCUAUGAUGUGACCCUCACCCUCACCCUCCCCGCACAAAUGACCAUCACAUCGGGCAUGAACGCCAUCGCGCAUGCCGUGGAGGCUCUAUACUCCCCUGAAGCGAAUCCGGUCAUCAAUCUCCUUGCGGAGCAGGGUGUGGCGAGCAUCGCUAAGGCCCUACCGAUUAUCCAUAAAAAUCCACAGGAUCUGGAGGCGCGGAGUGAUGCGUUGUAUGGGGCGUGGGCUUGUGGGACUUGCCUGGGCGCAGUGGGCAUGUCUCUGCACCACAAGCUUUGCCACACCCUUGGCGGCACCUUCAACAUGCCUCAUGCUGAGACUCAUACCGUCAUCCUGCCUCACGCAAUCGCAUAUAACGCUCCCCACAUCUCUGCCUCCCUCUCCAUCCUCGCCCGUGCCCUCAACACUACACCUUCCAACGUCCCCGGCCUACUCUUCGACAUGUCCAAAGACCUCGGCGCGCCUUAUUCUUUGAAGCAACUCGGGUUCAAAGAGGAGGACGUGGAGAAAGCAGCGGAUAUUGCUGCGAAGGCGCCGUAUCCGAAUCCGGCACCGUUGGAGAGGGAGAGGUUAAUGGUGCUUUUGAGGAAUGCGUGGGAGGGGAAGAGGCCGGCGGUGGAUUGAGGCGUAGUUGACCAAAUCGAAUCAAAGAUCCCAUUGUAAUUGCAUGUUAAAAUUGGACAAACAGCUGCCGUCAAUGAUUCGAAUGUGGCCGGAUUAAAGGAACAACAUGUUUGUUUCGCGGAUGACCUGUCGCUGUGGCGGUCAUGCAUCGUGAGGACGUUGAGCGCUGUAGAUGAGGACACGGCCGGACGUACCUCUAUCCCUCAAAAAUAUCUUCCCAAAAGCGUGCAACAAGCUCUGCUUGACCUCCAUCCGAUGCUCCAUAGACGUAUCAUAAAUAUACGAAUUCGCCGUCGACUCCUCCACGCCCAACUUUGCCAGAAGAUCGUACCACGUCCCGUACUCGAGGCUCACUGGCAGCGGCGCACCGUAGUAA